Messenger RNA from Eurypyga helias (sunbittern), 890 nucleotides. Its product is annotated as dihydropyrimidine dehydrogenase [NADP(+)]-like. Gene Ontology annotation, cellular component: cytosol. Lineage: Eukaryota; Metazoa; Chordata; Aves; Eurypygiformes; Eurypygidae. Gene Ontology annotation, biological process: uracil catabolic process; thymine catabolic process. The annotation marks the transcript as partial. The record is from RefSeq and is a predicted model, not a curated record. The transcript has 5 exons. Gene Ontology annotation, molecular function: iron-sulfur cluster binding; uracil binding; NADP binding.
GUUUACCAGAACCAAACAGAGACAGUAUAUUCCAAGGACUGACAAUGGAUCAAGGAUUCUACACAUCUAAAGACUUCCUACCUUUGGUAGCAAUGGCAAGUAAACCAGGGAUGUGUGCCUGUCGCUCUCCAUUGCCAUCAAUACAUGGAACUGUGAUUGUACUUGGGGCAGGAGACACUGCUUUUGACUGUGCAACAUCUGCUUUACGCUGUGGAGCUCGUCGCGUGUUUGUGGUCUUCAGGAAGGGAUUCACUAAUAUCAGGGCUGUCCCAGAAGAGAUGGAACUUGCAAAAGAAGAGAAAUGUGAAUUUCUGCCUUUCCUCUCCCCUCGGAAAGUUGUUCUUAGAGGUGGACGAAUUGUUGCUAUGGAGUUUGUUAGAACUGAACAAAGCAAUGAUGGAAGCUGGAAAGAAGAUGAGGAUCAGGUGGUUCGUCUGAAAGCUGAUGUUGUGAUCAGUGCCUUUGGCUCCAUUUUAAGCGACAAUAAAGUCAGAGAGGCCAUGGCUCCUAUCAAGUUUAACAGAUGGGGUCUUCCUGAAGUGGAUCCGGAAACUAUGCAAACAAGUGAACCCUGGGUUUUUGCAGGGGGUGACAUUGGUGGUCUUGCUAACACUACAGUAGAAUCAGUAAAUGAUGGAAAACAAGCUUCCUGGUACAUGCACAGAUACAUACAGUCCUUAUAUGGUGUUGCAGUUUCUGCUGUUCCAGAACUACCACUCUUCUAUACUCCUAUCGAUUUAGUAGACAUCAGUGUAGAAAUGGCUGGACUGAAGUUUCCAAAUCCUUUUGGCCUUGCCAGUGCAACCCCUACUACUAGUUCUUCAAUGAUUCGAAGGGCUUUUGAAGCUGGAUGGGGCUUUGCUGUCACUAAAACGUUCUCCUUGGAUAAG